AUGACACUCGCUCAGAAAGCGCUCCACGCGCUCCGCAGCUUGCACUGGAACUUCUUCCGGAUUCACCUCGCCUGCUUCGUCUUCGUACCGCUCGUCUUUUCCGGUAUCGUAUAUGCUGGAAAUGCAGGUGCUACCGGUCUGGCCGAGGGGAGCACCAGCACUGGGAUCCAGAGGUCGGAGUAUGUCGACUGCCUGUUCUUGUGCUAUUCGGCCAUGACUACGACUGGUCUGGUCCCCAUCAAUCUAUCCGCACUUCAUCCCUUCCAGCAAGCAUGCCUCAUCUUCCUCGCUAUCAUCGGCGACACGUCCUUCGUCGCGCUCCUCAUGGUGCUUGUCCGGAAACGCUUCUUUCGCGUCCACUGUCAGACCAUGCUGGCGAACGACAAGCUCCACCGCGCUGAGACGCUCGCAGCCUCCAAGAUGGGCGUCGAGCAGCACGCCGUGGACCGUGACAAGAUCACCGGUCCCAUCAACGCCCAGCUACUCGACCACUACAUCCCCGAUCGCGUUCUGGCGGAAUCUCCUACGAUCAGCCAGAACACUCAACGGGAGGCCAUUAUAGGCCAGAAUAGUUUCCACCGACGGCAAACUAUCCGAGCUCGUACGCUCGGCCUGAAUACUGUCGGGUUGGGCGACCGACACGAGACAAGAUACACCAUCCCGGCACCCGUCAAACCCGCUCAUACCGGCUUAGGGGGGUUCCCACUCCUCUCGAAGCUCGGGCAUCUCCUCGUCGAUACACUCCGCCUACCCGUGCGUUUGGAGCAUCCCCAUACUCUCCUCACUCGCGAGACUACGCACGAGUCAAAGGACUGGUCCAGCUCGGUCAAGGAGCACGUCGUUUCUUGGCUACCAGAUGGAUUCGGAGGGCUCGUUAUCGGGCGCAACAGCCGAUUCUUUACCGAGGAGCUGGAGGAUGAACGGUUGGAGCAGAUCGGCGGAGUGGAGUAUCGCGCGCUGAGGUUUCUGAGCUACUUUGUCGGAGCGUACAUCUUUCUCUGCCAGAUCCUCCCAUUCGCCGUCCUUUCGAUCUACUUCUCCCGCAUCAACUACUGGUCGUCCGCCUUUCAGGCCUCAGACGCUGUGCAGACCACGACCGUCAACCCCGUCUGGUCGUCCUUCUACUUCUCUGUCGCCGCCUAUACAGGAGCCGGUCUAUCAUUGGUCGAUCAGAGCAUCGCGCCUUUCGCAAACUGCUACCUCCUCAUCUGGGUCCUCAACUUCGCCAUGCUACUCGGGAACCACUCUUUUCCGAUGACGCUGCGGAUGCUCAUUUGGCUCGGGACCAAGCUUACGCGUGAUUCCACCCUGCACCAGACGCUUCAUUUCUUGCUGGAUCACCCGAGGAGAUGUUUUCUGUACCUCUUCCCCAGUCAUCAGACUUGGUAUCUCCUUCUAGCUCUUAUUGCCUUCAUCGCAAUUGAGCUUUUCAGCUUCCUUGUGCUCAACAUCGGUCUACCUGUCCUUGACAGCAUCACUAGCGGGUGGCAGCGGUUCUCCGAGGGAGUGCUGCAGAGUCUCAGCGUGCGAGCGUCAGGGUUUGGGAUAGUAGCGGUACCUGGACUUGCUCCGUCUACCUUAUUCCUCUAUGUGAUACUCAUGUACAUCGCCAUCUAUCCGAUCGCGCUUUCGGUGCGCUCUACCAACGUAUACGAGGAACAAGCGCUAGGGGUAUACAACGCGGAGCACGACACGUCCGAGACCACCGAGCCAGCUCCGGACGACAAGAGGCCAGAGGCGAAGACCGAAAUCUUCAGCAAAUACGUCAUGUGGCACGUUCGCCGACAGCUCGCAUUUGACAUCUGGCCACUCGCGCUCGCAGUCUUCCUCAUUGCCUGCUUUGAGCGGUCAAAGAUCGUCGAUGCCGAUACGGGGUCAUGGUUCACCCUCUUUCGGAUCAUCUUUGAGUGCACUUCGGCAUACUCUAUGAUUGGGCUAUCGAUGGGGACGCCGAACAACAACUACUCGUUCUGCGGGGAGUUUUCGGUACCGUCCAAGAUUGUGCUCAUGCUUAUCAUGAUACGCGGGAGACAUAGGGGUUUGCCAGUGGCUAUUGAUCGGGCGGUGAUGCUACCGAAGGCGUUCGUCCGGUGA
Molecule: messenger RNA, 2094 nt
Organism: Dioszegia hungarica
Lineage: Eukaryota; Fungi; Basidiomycota; Tremellomycetes; Tremellales; Bulleribasidiaceae
Product: cation transport protein-domain-containing protein
Exons: 11
Coding region: 1-2094 (697 amino acids)
Biological process (GO): intracellular potassium ion homeostasis; potassium ion import across plasma membrane
Cellular component (GO): plasma membrane
Molecular function (GO): high-affinity potassium ion transmembrane transporter activity
Source: RefSeq, a predicted model, not a curated record